AUUCAUUUGAGAUGCGUAGUCCAUAGAAAUAAAUUUCUUUUUCCCGGUGAAGAUUGUUUCUGUGCUUGCAAUGAUCAAAAUGUCGUUCAACGAUGAUGCCGUUCAAUUGACUAAUGAUGACGCUUCUUCUUGCAAACUUUCUGCAGUUCAAAGAGGCUACUGGAAAGAUUCUUACAUAUCGUUUUUUUAUGAAAAUCCUGAGCGAAAAUCACCAGAGAUAAGUAUUGGAUAUUACACAAGAGUCCAUUCCGUGAGAUAUUUGCUGAAAGAGUUUAUAAAAAAAACAGAAGGCAAUUGCCAAAUUGUAAAUCUAGGAGCUGGCUACGACACAACCUAUUGGAAUUUGAAAGAUGACUCUUUAACCCCAAAGUCUUUUAUUGAAGUAGACUUUCCAGCUGUUACAAUGAAGAAAUGUCGAAUAAUUAAAGAGCAAAUGGACCUGCUUGAGAAAUUACAAUCAGAAGAGGACGACAUUCAGCUUAGCAGGACCGAAAUCCAUUCGAACGAUUACCAUUUGGUUUCGGCUGAUAUAAGGGAAUUGAAACAGCUGGAAGCCAAACUACAAUCCUGUCGAAUAGAUACAAAUCUACCAACCGUCUUUAUAACUGAAUGCGUUCUAGUCUACUUGGAUAUGGAAUAUUCAGAUCGGUUAUUGAAAUGGAUUAGCACGAAAUUCCCAACAUCAGCUUUCAUUAACUACGAGCAAGUGAAUAUGGAAGAUAGAUUUGGUGAAGUUAUGAUAGUUAAUUUAAAAAGAAGAAAUACAGAAUUGCGGGGAGUUGAAGCCUGUCAAAGUGUUGAUACACAGAUUAACCGAUUUAAGAGAAAUGGAUGGAAGAAUGUUGAGUGUCUUGAGAUGACUAAUGUUUAUCGUAAUUUAUCGACAUCUGAAAAACAGAGGUUAGAAAAACUGGAGAGAUUUGAUGAAAAGGAUCUAUUAGAUCAAUUGCUAGAGCAUUAUUGUUUAAUGUGGGCCAACAGCGAUUCAAAUUCUGUCAACUUGUCGGAUGUUACUAUUACAGAUUUUACAUAA
Molecule: messenger RNA, 1033 nt
Organism: Dimorphilus gyrociliatus
Lineage: Eukaryota; Metazoa; Annelida; Polychaeta; Dinophilidae
Source: the annotation of a GenBank genome assembly